Messenger RNA from Botrytis fragariae, 1377 nucleotides. RefSeq names its product putative sterol carrier protein. NCBI's taxonomy places the organism in Eukaryota, Fungi, Ascomycota, Leotiomycetes, Helotiales, Sclerotiniaceae. The transcript is spliced from 2 exons. Gene Ontology annotation, molecular function: acyltransferase activity, transferring groups other than amino-acyl groups. The coding region runs from base 1 to 1377 and encodes 458 amino acids. The record is from RefSeq and is a predicted model, not a curated record.
AUGGUUAUCAAGCGCAAUGAGCCAUGUUACGUCCUAGGUGUCGGCAUGACCAAAUUCAUCAAGCCAAGGGGUAAAGUCGAUUACACUGAGCUUGGUUUCGAAGCUGGUAUCAAGGCUAUGCUUGAUGCACAAAUCAAUUACGAUGACGUCGAUCAAGGAGUGGCAUGUUAUUGCUAUGGAGAUUCGACCUGCGGACAACGUGUCUUUUAUCAAUUCGGAAUGACCCAGAUCCCCAUCUACAAUGUAAACAACAAUUGCUCAACAGGCUCAACAGGAUUGGCUUUGGCGAGAAAUGUCAUCAGUCAUGGAGGUGCGGAUUGUAUAUUGGUUGUUGGGUUCGAAAAGAUGAAUCCGGGUUCGCUGCAGAGUUUCUGGAAUGAUCGUAGUAAUCCAACUGGCACAUCUGGUGAAAUGAUGCGUGCCACUAGAGGUGUUACAAAUGCACCUGGGGCUGCGCAAAUGUUUGGUAAUGCAGGUAGGGAAUAUAUGGAAAAAUACGGUGCCAAAAAUGAAGAUUUCGCCGAGAUUGCGAGAGUGAACCAUGAGCAUUCGCAACGAAACCCAUACUCUCAAUUCCAAGAUGUGUAUACUCUAGAGCAAGUCAUGAAAGCUCCCAUGAUUCAUGAGCCACUCACAAAAUUGCAAUGCUGUCCUACAUCAGAUGGAGGGGCCGCAGCUGUUCUAGUUUCACAAGAUUUCCUCGAUGCGCGCCCACACCUCAAAGAACAAGCAGUAUUGAUUGCAGGUCAAUGUAUGGCUACUGAUGCUCCAUCGCUAUUCUCCAAAUCCGCAAUUGACCUUAUGGGGUUCGAGAUGACAAAGUUUGCAGCAAAGACUGCUAUGGAGGAAGCAAAGGUCACACCUGCAGAUAUCAAGGUCUGCGAGUUGCAUGAUUGUUUCUCGGCAAAUGAGAUGAUCGUUAUCGACUCUAUGGGUCUUUCUCCGCCAGGAAAAGCUCAUGAGAUGGUGAGAGCUGGAGAUAUUACAUAUGGCGGCAAGAUGGUCAUCAACCCCUCCGGCGGAUUGAUCUCAAAGGGCCACCCACUCGGAGCCUCAGGAAUUGCACAGUGCGCUGAGCUUGUCUGGCAUCUUCGUGGAUGGGCAAACAAUCGAUUGGUUGAUGAUACAAGAGUAGCUCUACAACACAAUCUUGGAUUAGGCGGGGCUGUUGUAGUGACUGUCUACAAACGAGCCGAUGGAAAGACAAAUGCUCCUGUUGAUUCCGCCGAAGUUGGAAAGAAAAACAAGUUGGGUUAUAACCCAGCUGUGGAGGCAAAAGGAUUCACAGAACAGCAAGCUACUAGUGUGAGGAGUAAGACGAAGUCUAGUGCUUGGGCUUUGGGUGACGUGGAGAAGAAGGUGGAAGCGAGGUUUUGA